Etheostoma spectabile (orangethroat darter) is the source of this 3627-nucleotide messenger RNA. It is a transcript of the gene galnt5, whose product is annotated as polypeptide N-acetylgalactosaminyltransferase 5. The record is from RefSeq and is a predicted model, not a curated record. Lineage: Eukaryota; Metazoa; Chordata; Actinopteri; Perciformes; Percidae. The coding region runs from base 505 to 3000 and encodes 831 amino acids. Gene Ontology annotation, cellular component: Golgi apparatus. The transcript has 10 exons. Gene Ontology annotation, biological process: protein O-linked glycosylation. Gene Ontology annotation, molecular function: polypeptide N-acetylgalactosaminyltransferase activity.
ACCGUUCUAGCUAGUCAUGGCUAGCUUGCUGUUAACUCCGUGUAGGCCGAUAUUUUCCUGUCCAUCUGUCCAAUCAGAGUAUACUGACUGGGUGGAAGUUGAUCGCUACGUCCUCAUACAAAACUGACAGUCAAAGUUGUGAAGUGAAGAUUCUGUGGAGAAACGCACAACUUUAGCUACCUAGUUAAGUUUCUUUUAGCGAAGAAGAAGAUUUUGCGAGCAUGUCUCCAGGUGGUUGAAGGUGACCGAAGCGGUUAUGUUACGGUAUGGGAACAUAAUAUUACAUUGUACCUUUGUGCUGGGCUGUGGGUGUCAGACGCUGCUGUAUUCUUGAUUGACAGCAUCGACUAAAGUAACCUGUGUUACGUUUCUAGCAUGCCACGCAGGCAGCUAACUUCUCCAAAGAAAAGAAAACUUUGCCUUCAACUCAGAAGUGGCCAAUGCAGUAUGCUACUUUGACAUUUACAUAUUUUCACGUGGACUUCCUUUUUUUUAAACCCGAGAAUGAUUAAGAUUAGGAGAUACUUACGGGGGAGAGGGAGGGUACUCGCAUUUGUGUUCAUUGCAUCUGUCAUUUGGCUGCUGCUUGACAUGGCUGCUCUUCGCUUAUCAAUAAACGAUGUGAACAGUCAGCUGCUGAAGGAGCAAGUGGUAAGAGAAAGGGAGAUUUUCAAACAGCAGUCCAGGGUGACACAGGUGGUGAAAAGGGGGUUUAAACACCCAGUUCAGAGAGUGGACCUUACUGUGACAGAUGCUGGGAAAGGACAAUUCAGUUCGAGCAUCAAAUUAGCCCAAGUGUACAGACAGGGAGACAAGAAACAGGAUAACAUGUUGGGGAAUCACCAAGGUGAUAAUCUUCCCAAGACUGACCACCCCAAAUAUGUUUUUUCUGAACAUAACAAAGAAGCCGCUGUACAAAAUGUCACGCCAAAGCAGGAUGUUCCUGCCAAGAAAAAAGCAGUGAACUUAGAUUUUAUCGGGAUGAAAUCAGAGAACAGUAGAGUAAUAGAUGACUCUAUUAAAGUGGCGUUACCUGUAGUAGUGCCUAACAAAACCCAAGUGCAACCUGGUGUUCAGGACAACAAACAUGCUCCUUUACCAACCUCUAAAAAGGGACCCAUUAAAAAUGGAGAUGUGGCACAAAACGUUCUGGACAAAAUUGAUUCAAAAACAAAUGAAAAAGACAAGGAUGAACCUAAGACUGAAAUAAAAGUGAGUAAAUCUCAGGCCGAGGAGGUACACCCUGUUAAAACAGCAUUUAAACCUCCAAAUAAGGAUGUACAAGGAAAGGAGGUAGAUAAUGAAACAGAAGAGAAACAUGUUAGGACAAUCACCAAGAGUGACCUGAAGGCAGCGAAGGAAACCCUGAAACCUCCAAUCAAGCUCCAAGCAGGAGAGAAAUCGAAGGAUAACUCCUCUGCUGUCAGAAACCCAGGUGUCCACAAAGUGCUUUCUCUGGAUGUGACUAACGCUCCCAGAGAUGCCAACGCGAUGGGCCAGUUUGGUCAGGCAGCAGUUGUUGCCAGUAAUGAAGAUGCGGAGAUGAGGAAGAGAUGGAACGAAGGGCAUUUUAACGUCUACCUAAGCGACCAGAUCCCAGUGGACCGUGCCAUCCCAGACACAAGGCCUGACAUGUGUGCACAGAAUCUGGUCCAUGAUAACUUGCCUUCCACCAGUGUGAUUUUCUGUUUUGUGGAUGAAGUGUGGUCCACGCUCCUCCGCUCUGUGCACAGUGUGCUCAACAGAUCUCCGCCACACCUCCUCAAAGAGAUCAUUCUGGUGGAUGAUUUCAGCACAAAAGACUAUCUGAAGGAGGCACUAGAUACAUACAUGUCCCAGUUUCCCAAAGUGAGAAUUGUUCGUCUGAAGGAGCGUCAGGGCCUGAUCAGAGCCAGGCUGGCGGGAGCUGCUGUAGCCGAAGGUGAGGUUCUUACCUUCCUUGAUUCCCACAUUGAAUGUAACGUGGGUUGGUUGGAGCCACUGCUGGAAAGAGUCUAUCUGGAUCGCAAGAAGGUGCCCUGUCCAGUUAUUGAAGUCAUCAGCGAUAAGGACAUGAGUUAUAUGCUGGUUGACAACUUCCAAAGAGGUAUUUUCAAAUGGCCUUUGGUGUUUGGCUGGAGCCCAUUACCAGAAGACUACAUUAAGAAGAAUAACAUGACCAUCUCAGAUCCUAUUAGAUGUCCAGUUAUGGCGGGAGGCCUUUUCUCCAUAGACAAAAAGUACUUCUAUGAGCUUGGUGCCUAUGAUCCUGGUCUGGAUGUGUGGGGUGGGGAGAACAUGGAGAUUUCAUUUAAGAUCUGGAUGUGUGGAGGAGAAAUAGAGAUUAUUCCCUGCUCUCGAGUGGGACACAUCUUCCGAGGACAGAAUCCUUACAAGUUCCCCAAAGACAAGCAGAAGACAGUGGAGCGUAACCUGGCAAGGGUGGCCGAGGUCUGGCUGGAUGAGUACAAGGACCUUUUCUAUGGCCACGGCUACCACCACUUGCUGGAUAAAAAGACCAUUGACAUCGGCAACCUCACUGAGCAGAUUGAACUGAGGAAAAGGCUGCAAUGCCAGAGCUUCAAGUGGUACCUGGAUAAUGUGUAUCCAGAUAUGAAUGUUCAUUUAGUCAAAGCCGAGGGUCUGGUCUUUAAUCAUGGCGCAAGAAAAUGCCUGACUCUGCAGAAAGGCUCUCUGUCGUUUGAGAUGUGUGACCUCAGCAAGCAGAGUCAGCACUUUAAUUACACCUGGAUGAGGCACAUUCGCCAACAAGAUAUUUGCGUCACACCCCACAGCAAGGGCGGCGGCUUUGCUUUGGAAUUUUGUGACAACACCAAGCCUGAACAUCGCUGGUUCCACAAAUCAUCCAACUCCGCUCUGGCGGACCACCUCAUAGCAGAGUUUGUUUCCCACCACAUGUGCCUGGAGGCGGAUCCUCAGGGUGACACUCUUCUCCUCAGUCCAUGUGAAACCAGAAACACCUUUCAAAAGUGGCAGUUCACACACUACUACACUGAGUGAUGAGACUGAAACAUGUAAAACAUGCACUAUAGAGACCUUCAGUGGCCUCAUACUACAGUACAUUCUGUGGUCCAGAGUCAACACAUGGCUGUCCAGAGGAGGUGGGAAGCGCGUUGUUGGCCGUAACAUGCAGGGUAAAGCAGAGGGUGUGGGGAUGUGCAAUGCUUUCUAAUUUCCUUUUAUUAUAUCAGCCUGGAGUGACCUUCUGUUUUACACACUUGUGCCAGAGGAAUAAGGGCAUCCUCUCUCUGUUUGGAUAGAUUUGGACCGGAGUUUACUUAAGGGGUUCAGGUAAAUGUCUAUGGAAGAACACUUAAUUUCUAGCACAGCAUAUCAUCUCACUGCCAAAGAUAAACCGUGCCUCUUUAUAUAUGAGCUGUAAAAAGUAUUUUGUCUCUGCUGGGACUGAAUAAUAAUGAGUUUAAUUGCAUGUAAUGUAAAAUAUAUACAUUUGUAUUAAACAUAUGUACUUUUGAUGAGGCACAUGGGUGAAACAGCUGCUUCUGUGGUUUUUAAAUGCUGCGUUGUUAAGGUGUAGGUUUUGUCUAUUUGUGUGAAUAUCUUCUUGUCACUAGAGGGAAGUGUUGGUUCAAAACAUGCAAUAAACCUCUGCUGUGAUGACAUGGU